GCACCUUUUGCUUCUCCUUCUUCACAAAAAAAAAAUCGAGUCUUUUCUAAGCUCAAAUCUCAAACAAAAAUGGCGGUUCCGAUUCACUUCCUCAUCAACUCUCCACAUGAAUCAUCUGACGACGAGUUCAACCUUUCCGAGAUUUCCUAUUCAUCUGAUGACGACGAGUCCAUGGAAGAAGUCGAAUCGUCCGAGUUAGUCAACACAAACGCAGGAUCUCUCUCUUCUCCUCUCUCCAACCUCGAACAUGACGAAGAAACUGAGGCUAACGGUGGUAGUAUUGAGGAAGAUGAGUUUUGGGUUAAGUAUCCGUAUCUGAAGGAGUUAGUGGAGAUCAUUGUAUCUCAAGGUUUGAUUUCUGAAGACGAUGCUUUUGAGAGAGUGAAGCUUAUUGGUGAUGACAAGGCUAAAGAGUUGAAUGAUGGGUGGAAAGCUUUGUGUAUCGAGCAAGAUUUGGGUAACGAGAUGCUUGCUCUACUUGCUUCCACCAUGAAAUGAAGCAACUUUGGUUUUAAAUUAUCUGUUUUUGUGAUCUGUGUGACAACUUUGAUCUUUUGACAUGUUCGUUUAUGUUUUGGUUUAUGAACUUUUUUAAUUAUGAAACAUUCAGCUAAAGUUUUCAUUUACUC
This is a messenger RNA of Camelina sativa (false flax), 629 nucleotides long. RefSeq lists its product as uncharacterized. Lineage: Eukaryota; Viridiplantae; Streptophyta; Magnoliopsida; Brassicales; Brassicaceae. The record is from RefSeq and is a predicted model, not a curated record.